Messenger RNA from Amoebophrya sp. A25, 1088 nucleotides. NCBI's taxonomy places the organism in Eukaryota, Dinophyceae, Syndiniales, Amoebophryaceae. The record is from the annotation of a GenBank genome assembly.
AUGGUUCUGAAUAAUAGUGCGGCGGGAGGAGGCGAAAACUACAUGGAGCCAGUCAUAUUGCCGCCAGCAGGAACAGCAAGUCAAAGUAGCAGCUAUGGGAAAGGUACCGCUGGUGACCACGGGAUCUCAACUAGUAGAAUUUGUGUGAAGAUAUCUGACUCUGCAUAAGUACUUGAUUCAGUUUCAGUAGUUCUUACUUUAACAUAGCUUUAUCAAAGAUACAUGGUCCUCCUCAUGGUUCUUGCUUCUAUCUUCGAGAAGUCAUCUUCCACAGGUGGCAAAUGGAAGCUGAAAAAGUGGAAAGUGGCUCCAUUGAAGAGCGACAUUAUAGUACGAGACACGCAGGAGCUGGCCUCUACUGAGACUAAGCGACUACGGGAAGGCGAAAUAGUAGAACAAACAGGACCAGAGUUGCACUUGGAGGUGAAGGAUCCAAAUACUGGAGUUCGGCGCGGCUAUGUGACGCGAAUGCCGAUCACGCAUCCGCAAGCCAUAAAUUAUCCGCAACCGAUUGGAUGGGUAAAAAUUUCUCUUACGGACUGACUGAAGACUGGUGACAACACGUCGGAGAAUUCAUCGCGGCUUAGCAGAUCUUGCUCGCAUAUUAGAAGAUUGACCACGUGUAGUUUGUGAUCAUCGUUUCAUCAUCACUUACUUGUUCUUGUUUUCAUUUACGACCUUGAGCAGCUUUACAUCAUUAAACACCAUCUUCAUCGUUCCAUGAUCCACACCAGGUAACCCUUUCCGCAAAGCAAUUAGGAGGACCCGAGUAUUUCCUGCCAGGUCCGCAGGCCGUUGAAGUCCAGGUCGGCGGCAAGAAAGGAAGCGCGAAAGGCAAGAAGGCAAGCGCCUACAUGAUGCAAGGAAUGAGUACUGCUUGGGGAGGCGCAGCCGCGACCUUGUACAAGGGAGGUGCAGUUGGAGGCGCAGCAGCGUAUAUGUAUGGCGGAGCAGUCGGAGGCAAAGCCGCAGCAGCAGGCUUCUAUGCCUCGAAGAGUAGCAAGGGCAAGGGAGUAAACAAAGGAGGGCCAAAAGGGAAUUUGACGUGGACAGCACCAAGUCCGCCAUCGCAGCCGGCUACUGCGUAG